AUGCGAUUCCUCUUCCUACUUGCCCUUGCUGGCAGCACCAUCGCUGCAAAAGCUCCCGAAACUGAUGCCCUAGCUAAACAUGGUCUCGAUCAGCUAUGGCUUGACGUCGCUAAGCAUCCCAAGAACUACUCGAAGAAAUGCACCAAAAGAACAGUGGCCCGACGUCGCGAAUGGUCCAACCUCAAGCGUUCAGAGAAACUGAACUACAUCGACGCUGUUCAGUGCACUGGGAGGAAGAAUGCUAGGACUCCAGCUGCUAUUGCUACAGGGGCUAAGAGUCGCUAUGAUGACUUUGUUGUUACUCACAUCCUACUGACACAGUACACACACGGAAAUGGCAAUUUUCUAUCAUGGCACCGCUACUUCAUGUGGGCGUGGGAACAGACUCUGCGCAAUGAGUGCGGGUACAAGGGCUAUCUCCCCUACUAUAAUUGGGCCUUGUGGGCCGAUAACCCCGCUGCUUCUCCUCUCCUCGACGGCAGCGACACGAGUAUCUCGGGAGAUGGAGAGUACGUCCCCGGGCGCAAUGCCAGUUGUGUGCCUAAUCCAGGUCGAUGCUUUGUAGAGGUUCCCCCUGGUAACGGAGGUGGAUGCGUCGCCUCCGGACCCUUCAAGAACUGGAAGAUGCACGUCGGGCCCAUUUCAACUCUUGACACCACUGUGCAGCCAAACCCGUCCCCUGACGGUCUAGGCUACAACCCUAGGUGCAUCAAGCGAGAUAUCAACACCCGCUCAUCAUCCGAAACUACCGAUGCCGACGUCGCCGAAUUGAUCACUACCAGCGCCAACAUAUCCGCUUUCCAAGGAACGCUCCAGAACCCCUCACCGGGAAGACUCCGCGUUCAUCUUGGUGGCCACCAAACGAUCGGCGGCGAUGCCGGUUCCGAUUUCUACAACUCUCCAUCUGACCCCUACUUCUGGAACCACCACGCACAAAUCGACCGAACUUGGUGGAUUUGGCAGAAUCAGAACUUGAAGGAGAGGCGCUUCACUAUUGCUGGCACGCUUACUUUCCAGAAUGUCCCACCGACAAGGAAUGCGACACUUGACGAUGUUAUGACAUUUGGUGAAUAUUUGGGCUUUCCGAAUAUGACGAUAAGAGAGGCUUCGAGCACGCUUACUGGGCCAUUUUGUUACAUCUAUGAGUAA
Molecule: messenger RNA, 1149 nt
Organism: Alternaria atra
Lineage: Eukaryota; Fungi; Ascomycota; Dothideomycetes; Pleosporales; Pleosporaceae
Exons: 4
Coding region: 1-1149 (382 amino acids)
Molecular function (GO): oxidoreductase activity
Source: RefSeq, a predicted model, not a curated record